Molecule: messenger RNA, 3072 nt
Organism: Acromyrmex echinatior (Panamanian leafcutter ant)
Lineage: Eukaryota; Metazoa; Arthropoda; Insecta; Hymenoptera; Formicidae
Gene: Task6
Product: TWIK-related acid-sensitive K[+] channel 6
Biological process (GO): stabilization of membrane potential; potassium ion transmembrane transport
Cellular component (GO): plasma membrane
Molecular function (GO): potassium ion leak channel activity; outward rectifier potassium channel activity
Source: RefSeq, a predicted model, not a curated record
GCUGUCACGGGCGUAGCUGGAUGCUGGAUCGUCUCUCUCUCUCGCGCGCGCGCGUGCCGCAGGGAGGCGCUUCCUUUUCUUCUUCCUCUUCCUCCUAAUCACGUCUUGUGUCGCCCUCGCCAUCGGCGACGUCGCCGUUGCCGUCGUCAUCGUCACCGUCGUCGACUCCGAUCGCGACGUCGCGCUCAUUGACACGGCCCGAUCGUCGCCCCCGAGAGCAAGGAGAAGGUGCUGUAGAAAAGGGAGGCCGACGACGAAGGAUUUCUCCUGCCGGCGUGACCGAGGAGAAGAGGGGGAGAGAGAAAGAAAGAAAGAGAGAGAGAGAGAGAGAGAGAGGGAGGAAGAGAGGGAGAGAGAGAGACAGAGAUAGAGCGAGGGAGAGGACAAACGGACAGGUGGACCAAGAUAGAAAGAGCAGAAAGGUAGACGGGGAAGGAACGAGGGAUAUAGUUCAAGAUAGAGACCGACCGACCGACCGAUCAGUGGAGGAGGUGUUGCUCAAGUAGUGCUCUGUGUAUGGUGCAGUGCGGUGCUGUGCUCGAGAGAGAGAAUGGCGUGGACGGAUUUCGCGUGUAUCUUGCCGUGACGUGGGAAGUCGGCUCUGAAAGCGUGGGGUGUUAAGCCGAGGAAUGGAGGGAACGUGGCAGUGGGAGCAGCGAAAGCACUGCCAUAUCAUUCUGCUCAACUCUUCGUCGUACCUAAAGGAGAAUCCGGAACAAGUUGCAGCUUUGAUAGGACAAGUAGACGCGACAGUUUCAGAUGAACGAAAACGACUGCAUGAUUGCUAUGGCAAGGAAGCAGAUAUCCUGAAAACAAGGGAUCGUGUGCCAAGUCUGUAGCGUUUGGUAAGGAAGAGAGGGGCCCCCGUCAAGUAUCACUUUGGAAGGAGAAGAGAGAAGGGGGUCAUCAUGGGCCCAGCAACCCAAAUUGUAUCUCACUAAGCGAUGCAAGUAAUUAGGGCCGGGGCCCUGCUAGUGAGCAUGUGGCUCACUAGAGAAUGAAGAAGCAAAACGUCCGGACUUUAUCAUUAAUCGUCUUCACGCUUACCUAUCUCCUCGUCGGUGCUGCAAUCUUCGACGUACUCGAGUCCGAGACGGAGAAAUUACGCAAAGAAGCGUUAGAUGCCAUUGAGAAAAUGGUCAUACGAAAAUACAAUAUAAGCGAGGACGACUUCAAGAUCAUGGAAACAGUGGUGCUGAAGACGGAACCUCACAAAGCUGGCCAACAGUGGAAGUUCGCUGGCGCGUUUUAUUACGCUACAACGGUCCUCACCACGAUAGGUUACGGACACUCAACGCCGACUACUAUAUACGGCAAAUUGUUCACGAUGUGCUACGCGAUCAUUGGUAUCCCAUUAGGACUUGUAAUGUUUCAGAGUAUAGGAGAACGCGUGAAUAAGUUCUCGUCUGUCGUGAUACGGAAUGUAAAGACGCUUCUAAACUGUAGAAACGUCCAGGCCUCGGAGAUAAAUCUCAUCUGCGUGGUAACGACGUUGUCGUGCCUGACUAUCGCCGGCGGCGCCGCUGCGUUCUCCAGGUACGAGGGGUGGUCCUACUUCGAUUCCAUUUACUAUUGCUUCAUUACUUUGACGACAAUCGGUUUCGGCGACAUGGUCGCGCUGCAGAAGGACAAUGCACUCAACAAGAAGCCUGAGUAUGUGAUGUUUGCCCUAAUAUUUAUUCUCUUCGGCUUGGCGAUCGUGGCGGCCUCGCUUAAUUUACUGGUUUUGAGAUUCGUCACUAUGAAUACGGAGGAUGAAAGACGAGACGAAGCAGAAGCGUUACAGGCAGCCCAGGGCGCGGUACGUCUCGAGGGCGAUGUGAUAACGGCAAACGGCUCGAUACUGUCCGGCCAAAUUGGCAAUCACGGAAACGCAAUGUCGUUGGACGACGAAGCGUCGGUGUGUAGCUGCCGCUGCAGCGGUUUCCAGAGGAAGCGGCGGAGACCACGUUUCACAGUGCGCCGCUCGCCGGGCAAGAUCUCACACUUGCUGCCAAUGCAACAGCUGUCGGCGUUGAGCGUGCGGGGCGACCCGCGGACGUCGCAGAAUUCUUCGAUGCUACCGUUACCGCCACUGUAUCAGCACCGUGCCAGCAUUUGACGUCGUUGUUCUGCCGCGAGGAGCGUGAUACUCCUCGACGAGCAGCACUAUUGCGAGCAGCCGCGACGGGUAUCCGUCUGAGGGGAGCGUGUGCCUCUGCCUGGCAGCUGGCGACUUCAACGAAUUUCAAUCGUCGUCGAGACGCUAUUAUCACCGCCACGAGUUCUCUUUUUCUCGCGUUCUCUCUCUUUCUAUUUCUCUCUCUCUCUUUCUCUCCUUUCUCUCUCUCUCUCUCCCUCUCUCUCUCUCUCUUUCUUUCUUGCUCUCUCUCUCUCCCUUUUUCGCGGUCCACUCUCGUCGAGUGAGAGUAAGAUUUCGCAUAUAGAUAGUCAAGAGAUUGGAAUUGGUUAGAAAUUGAAUCGAUGGAACUGUUUAAUUAGGAUCGUGACACCGGAGUGACGACGGCGCCGGAUGCUUCUCCUCAACGAAAAUGUUUUGUCGUUUCGCGAACCCGCGCGAUACGUAUAAUUCUUCCAUUCCGUCAUCAUUCGAGUUUAAUUCAUGUUCACGUAACCGAGAAUAUUAGGAUACUCGAUGUACGAUGAAUGAAUUUCUGAUGCAUCUGUGCGUCGAAUGAGGAAUGAGAAUUCGACGAAUGAGGAAGCGAAAAUUUUAGCGCUCGAGAUGUCAAGACGAGCUUUCCGUUCUGACGUUCUAGAUAAAUGGCUGUGUCGUUCGUUGGUAUCAUUAAGAGUGUGACAUACGAUGAGAUUCUGUACGUGUGAUAAGUCUAUAUAGCAAUGUAGAUUAUUUUUAAUCUAUAGCUAACGAUAAGUUAUCUUUGAUCUUUUGUAAUCAAAAUUAUUUAUAUUUUCUUUGCGAAAAAAUAUUGCAUGUGUAAGAAUAUUUGCUUGAACAAUAUUCUAGCGAAAAUAAAGAUCGGAAUGUAAAUUAAGAAUGUAAGAAGACUCUUCCUUUAUAUUCAGCUUACACUUCGAUUUUUAUUUUUGACAGAGAUAUAAAAAUAAGUA